CAAACUUUUACAGGGAUCCAGGCAUUGGUCAGUUACUGUCAAUACCUGCAAGAAUUAUCGCUCUCUUAUUCAUUGCUUAGCGACGAGUUGCUACUAGCCCUGAGCUCCGAAAAACAAGUGCAAUUGGAAACCUUACGAUUGGAAGUGCAUCCAGAUACGAAACCGUUUCCGCGUGUCAGCGACAAGGCUUGGUUUACGUUUUCCAGUCAUUUGCCGAACAUAAAUCUUGUGCUAUUGUCUUAUAUGACAAAUGAAGACGAUCAAAGUCUGCUGUUCGCGCCGUACGUUCCUGUGACGCACUUGUAUUUCGGAGAAGCACCAUCGGAAGCGACUAUGUUAUGCGUCGGAUGCCAGUGCCCGCGGCUGGUCGAGCUGGUGAUCGCAGCCUAUGGACCCGGUCCGAUCGAUCGUGCGUUACUCUCUAUCGUUCAAGGAUGCCCACGUUUAAGCGCUCUCGGUUUGGGUGAUUGCGAAAUCACUUGCUCGGGAUUGUUGGAAUUUGUUACGCUGUGCGCGAAACGUUUGCGAAUACUUUACGUCUGGGAGACGUCGCUAAUAGAGGAUUCCGAACUCGAUGUCACGAAAGUGUCGAAGAACGUGUCGUUGCUUCUUGGUCGUACGUGGGUACCUGAAUACAUACCGCUUUGUUGAGACUCUUUAACAAUAAUCAAAGCAAUUUACUACUACGCGAAUUAAAUGACAAUACACGUAGUUCUGCGCAUAGACCAGAAAUGUGCAUAAGUGAUA
Ceratina calcarata is the source of this 747-nucleotide messenger RNA. RefSeq names its product F-box/LRR-repeat protein 3-like. Gene Ontology annotation, biological process: SCF-dependent proteasomal ubiquitin-dependent protein catabolic process. The record is from RefSeq and is a predicted model, not a curated record. NCBI's taxonomy places the organism in Eukaryota, Metazoa, Arthropoda, Insecta, Hymenoptera, Apidae. The annotation marks the transcript as partial. Gene Ontology annotation, cellular component: SCF ubiquitin ligase complex. The transcript has 3 exons.